Molecule: messenger RNA, 794 nt
Organism: Anastrepha ludens (Mexican fruit fly)
Lineage: Eukaryota; Metazoa; Arthropoda; Insecta; Diptera; Tephritidae
Product: lipopolysaccharide-induced tumor necrosis factor-alpha factor-like
Exons: 2
Coding region: 145-564 (139 amino acids)
Molecular function (GO): zinc ion binding
Source: RefSeq, a predicted model, not a curated record
CCGAACAUCAGUAUUUAAUGCGAGUUCUAAUACUGCGCUUGCCAGUGCUGCUACAACUUUCAAAAUUGAAACAUUUCGUUUAAUUUCUGUUUUUCAUUGUGUGUAAUAUUCCGAUUAGUUGCGAAAUUGUGAGAAAUUAGCAAUAUGGCUUUCGGUAAGCAAAGCGAAGCACAAUUGCGCAAUGAUCUACAGUCUGCGUUAAAUGAUGCAACAGCACCACCGCCAGCCUAUAUUUCAACUGAAAAUGUGACCACUAUGCAGCCUGGAUCCAGAGGAGCACCGAUCUAUGGUGAUAUGCCAUCACCGAUACCGACUUUCACGCCCAUCUAUACGAAUCAAAAUCCACCGGUUGGUCCAAAAUCAGUGCGCUUGCGGUGCCCACAUUGUAAAUGUAUGGUGGACUCGCAAGUUAGACAUCGUUCAACGGUCAAGACGCAUUUGGCCUGUUUGCUGCUCUCGUGGACGUGCUGUUGUUGUUGUCUGCCAUACUGUAUGGAUACUUGCCGCAAUGCCAAUCAUUUUUGCCCGAUGUGCGGUACUUUUAUUGGGACCUAUGAAUCCUAAAGCAAGAAGUUCAAAAGAAACUAUGCAGUUAAUGCAGAAAUGACAGAUAAGAGUGGAGUAAAAGACAAAGUAAUUGACAAAGAGUGAAUACUAGUUUUAAGUUCCGGUCAUUUCCUUCGAUUCCACUUAUUGGACCUAUGUCAUAUACAUUUCAAUAUAUAUGUACAUAUGUAUUUACAAAAGAUAAUAGAAUAAAAUAAAGUGCAUUAAAGCUGAGUCAGGAAAAAUAA